Messenger RNA from Closterium sp. Naga37s-1, 351 nucleotides. The record is from the annotation of a GenBank genome assembly. NCBI's taxonomy places the organism in Eukaryota, Viridiplantae, Streptophyta, Zygnematophyceae, Desmidiales, Closteriaceae.
AUGUGCCUCGGGGGGACCACGGGCGACAACACGUGCCUGCUUGGGCAAGCCCCGGAGGAGGAGGAGGAGGAGGAGGAGGAGGAGGAGGAGGAGGAGGAGGAGGAGGAGGAGGAGGAGGAGGAGGAGGAGGAGAUGCAAGCGGAGGGCGCCAGGGAGGUGGGCGUGGCAACAGGGCUGGAGGUGUUAUACCAGGAGACGCCCAACUACCGCGGAGCGGCGGCCGAGGCUGACCGCAUGAUCGAGCCCAGCCAGACAGCCUGGCACGCCUGGCGAGUGCCAGACUUGGGGGGUUGUUUUCCCAAAGCAGUCUUGAUCGUGUUUGGAAGGGGAAAGCAUCUGGAGACUACUUAA